UUCACAUUCUACUCUAACCUCUCCAUUGAGUUCACAAUGAUUAAAGCAAUUAGUUCUCCAUGGCUAAUUAUGCUGCUAAUUGCAGCACUAAGUACUGUAAUUACAGUUAAGUCUGAUAUUAAUGAUGUGUUGCCGGAAAAGUUGAGUUUUGACACCGGAGGUUUGAGCAGAGAAAGUUUUCCGAAGGGAUUUAUAUUCGGAACUGCAACUUCUGCAUACCAAGUUGAAGGUGCUGCUAGCACUGAAGGCCGUGGACCUAGUAUUUGGGAUACUUUCAUUAAACGACCUGGAGUUGAACCAAACAAUGCCAAUGGAGAAGUCGCUGUUGACCAAUAUCAUCGUUACAAGGAGGAUAUUGAUCUGUUGGCGAAUCUGAAUUUUGAAGCUUAUCGCUUCUCAAUUUCAUGGUCCAGAAUUUUCCCAAAUGGAACUGGUAAAGUAAACUGGAAAGGAGUUGCUUAUUACAACAGGUUGAUCGACUACAUGCUCGAAAGAGGUAUUACCCCAUAUGCUAAUCUUAAUCACUAUGAUUUACCACAAGCACUUCAAGAUAGGUACAAUGGAUGGUUAAGCCGUGAAGUCGUGAAAGAUUAUGCUGAUUAUGCAGAGUUUUGUUUUAAGACAUUUGGAGACAGAGUGAAGAACUGGUUUUCGUUUAAUGAGCCAAGAGUUGUUGCUGCUUUAGGGUAUGAUACUGGAUUCUUUGCACCCGGAAGAUGUUCUAAACCAUUUGGCAACUGCACUGAAGGAGAUUCGGCAACUGAGCCUUAUAUUGUUGCCCAUAAUCUCAUCUUAUGUCAUGCUUCUGCAGCUAAGAGAUAUCGCGAAAAGUAUCAAGAGAAACAGAAAGGAAAAUUUGGCAUUCUGUUGGAUUUUGUGUGGUAUGAACCUUUGACAAGAGGAAAAGCCGACAACUAUGCUGCUCAAAGAGCAAGAGACUUUCAUUUGGGAUGGUUCUUGCAUCCUCUUGUAUAUGGUGAGUACCCAAAAACCAUGCAAAAUAUUUUGGGGAAGCGAUUACCCAAGUUCACGAAAGAAGAGGUUAAGAUGGUCAAGGGAUCAAUUGAUUUAUUGGGCAUAAACCAGUACACUGCCUACUACAUGUAUGAUCCUCAUUACACGACGCCACAACCCUUGGGCUAUCAGCAGGACUGGAAUGUUGGAUUUGCUUAUGAUCGCAAGGGAGUACCAAUUGGUCCUAGGGCACACUCGGAUUGGCUCUAUAUCGUGCCAUGGGGUCUACAUAAAGCUGUCAACUAUGUAAAAGAACGCUAUGGAAAUCCUACCAUGAUUCUGGCAGAAAAUGGUAUGGAUUAUGCGGGCAACAUUACCCUUCCUAAAGCAUUAUAUGACACCAAAAGGAUUGCUUACUAUAAGAGCUAUUUGCAAGAACUAAAGAAGACUGUAGAUGAAGGAGCUAAUGUCAUAGGCUAUUUUGCGUGGUCAUUGGUGGACAACUUUGAAUGGAGAUUGGGUUAUACUUCCAGAUUUGGCAUUGUCUAUGUUGAUUUCAAUACCCUCAAACGAUACCCAAAGUUGUCCGCAUUAUGGUUCAAGAAGUUACUUAGGCGCCACAAGCAUUAAGGCGGCUCUGCCCUUGUCUGUGUUUUUUUCCUCUCAUUAAAAGUAGUUCAGUGUUUAGAAUGUCUGUUUAGAUUUUAGAGGACUUGAAACUCAUAAGUUGGCGGCUUUAUUAGGCACUAGGAUUUCAAGUUGUGUUAGUUUAAUACAAGAAUGCUCUUUCUACAAUAUAGCUAUGAUGUUUGCAAGGGAAUAAAAGAAUGAAUGAUACAGCUUUAGUACUGCAAUUCCUAA
This is a messenger RNA of Nicotiana tabacum (common tobacco), 1815 nucleotides long. RefSeq names its product beta-glucosidase 44-like. Gene Ontology annotation, biological process: carbohydrate metabolic process. Gene Ontology annotation, molecular function: beta-glucosidase activity. The record is from RefSeq and is a predicted model, not a curated record. Lineage: Eukaryota; Viridiplantae; Streptophyta; Magnoliopsida; Solanales; Solanaceae.